AUGGCUCAGCCAGGAGUCCAGUCGUUGAAGUGCGUGGUGACAGGUGACGGUGCUGUCGGAAAAACAUGCCUGCUUAUUUCCUACACAACGAACGCCUUCCCCGGCGAGUACAUUCCUACCGUCUUCGACAACUACUCGGCGAGUGUGAUGGUUGAUGGAAAGCCGAUCAGCCUGGGACUUUGGGAUACUGCUGGUCAGGAAGAUUACGACAGACUGCGGCCGCUUUCAUACCCCCAGACCGACGUCUUCCUCAUUUGCUUCUCCAUUGUCAGCCCGCCGUCAUUUGACAACGUCAAGGCCAAGUGGUACCCCGAGAUCGACCACCAUGCGCCAAACAUUCCCAUCAUCCUCGUCGGCACCAAGUUGGAUUUGAGAGAGGACCCCAACACCCUCGAGUCCCUCCGCCAAAAGCGCAUGGAGCCCGUUUCCUACGAUCAGGCCUUGGUUUGCGCCAAGGAGAUCAAGGCACACAAGUACCUAGAGUGCUCUGCCCUGACACAGAGAAAUCUGAAGAGCGUUUUCGAUGAGGCUAUUCGUGCCGUCUUGAACCCUCGCCCGGUCGCUACGCAGAAGAAGAAGUCCAAGUGCACGAUUUUGUAA
Colletotrichum abscissum is the source of this 600-nucleotide messenger RNA. Its product is annotated as Ras family protein. Gene Ontology annotation, biological process: engulfment of apoptotic cell; regulation of cell shape; regulation of actin cytoskeleton organization. The transcript is spliced from 6 exons. Gene Ontology annotation, molecular function: protein kinase binding; GTPase activity; GTP binding. Lineage: Eukaryota; Fungi; Ascomycota; Sordariomycetes; Glomerellales; Glomerellaceae. Gene Ontology annotation, cellular component: cell projection; cytoskeleton; cytoplasmic vesicle. The coding region runs from base 1 to 600 and encodes 199 amino acids. The record is from RefSeq and is a predicted model, not a curated record.